Xyrichtys novacula (pearly razorfish) is the source of this 5987-nucleotide messenger RNA. NCBI's taxonomy places the organism in Eukaryota, Metazoa, Chordata, Actinopteri, Labriformes, Labridae. The record is from the annotation of a GenBank genome assembly.
GUCUUUGAUGUGCAUCUCUCUAAAAACAACCCUCACACGAAACCUGAUUAGCAUAUUAAUUGAAAAUGGUGCUGGGAGCUCAGCAUCAUUUCUAACCCUCCAGAGUUCAGGGGACUUUGAUUGGCGCACUGCUCCUUUAAAUGAGCGACCACCUGCUCCUCUGGCGUCAGCAUCAGCCGCAGGCGGCGGCGGCGGCACGAUGGCGAUCGAUACGGCAGGAAAAUGUACAAGUGGGUUAUUUCGAGAAAAGCUCGACAUAAACCGGCAGAGAAACACGAUAUCUGAUCUGACUAUGCCGACGGAGGACGAACAUGAAAUAUUAUAUCAAGUGCAACGUCAAGGUGGGUCUGUUCAUGUCUUGAUAAUGAUCAGAGGAUUCAUCGAUUAAUUGGUUCAGCCACGAGCAGGUCUAUUCGCUUCGAUGUCUUUACUAUAGCCGACAUGUGCAAAUGUUCUUUGUUGUCCUGUGAUACAGAGAGGUUAAAGAGUCACAGGUGUGAGGUAAGAUCAGGUUCAUGUAGAAACAAGGGAACACACUGAACACAGACUGCAGCUGCUGCAUGAUGGGAAGGAGCUAUUAAUCUGGAAAAUAUGACAAAGUUUUUACAGCAAAACAACAAUAUCAACCAGCAUCCAGCAGGUGAGGCCCCUACAAAAGUGAGGACUAACCAUUACUGAUUUAGAUCAAACUAUAAUUUCAGAUAACUCAGGCUGUGGAGGAUAAAUCUGUGCUUGUGUCUCUCCUGGUUGUUUAUCAUCCAUCAUGAAUCCUUCAGGUUGAGCACAACAGCUGAAUAAAACCACGUUCUUGUUUAGAUUGGCAGAGAGGAGCCCCCUGCAGGACAUCGUGGCUCAUUGUUUUUUUUUUUGGCACAAUUAACUCUUAAUCCAGGAACCAUCAUAAUUUUCCUGCUACUGCUCAUCACAUUCGCCAAUAUAUUGAUUGUUUUGACCCACUUAACUGUAAACAACAUUUUUUUUUUAUUGAACUUCCAAGGAUUUUAUUUUUCACCUUCCUGUCUGUGACUAAAGCCUGUUUACUCAAAGUUUCUGGAACAAAAGCGAACAGUUUUUUUUUUCAGUCUACCUAAUUCAUCAAUCUUGACUAUGAUUUUAUAAUUUGUGAAACCAGUGACUGAGAAAUUGUUUCUCAUUGGAGGAUACGGGCUGCUUGUUGCCAUGAAACUGGUGACCUUGUUGCCUUGGUAACAACCAGUAACACUAUGCAGCGGCCUGUUAUGUGUUUUGUACAAGGCUAGUUACAGUCAAAUAAAGGAUCGUAUUCUUGAACUUGUUUAGGUAAAAAAGCCACACUGAAGAUGAACAGUGCUAUUUUUUAAAGUUAUUUAUAUUUUAUUGAUGAUGUGUUUGAGAAAAAAAUCUAUCAAUCUAUAAGUUUUUUUCUUUAUAUAUCAUUUAAUCCUGCAAUUAAGUCAGUAUUUUUCUUGGAAGUUUUGACUCACAUUUUCAUUUUGUUUUUUUCUCUUAGCUCCUGAGUGACAGUCCAGUAGGAGCAAAUCCAGGACACAAACACUAGACUGGCCCCAUCAAAUCUCACAUACUGUCCAACCACCAGGAGCAAGAGGUGGUAUCCAUAGCAACAGAUGUGUCCUUACAUGUGUCAUGACCAAAGGAGGCCUCUGUGAUUGUUGCAUCAGAAUUUCAAACUGGGAAUGAGCUUUUGCCAAGUCAACAAAAGGACGGUGACAUCGUAGGUGUGUAGCCUUCCUGUCGUGUUAAUGUUGUUGUUUUUUUCAUGUGUGAAGCAUCACACAGACCGUGUGUGUCGGGGGAAGGAAAGGUGGUGAUGAGAUGAUGUGUUUGUUGGCUGUUAAUCAUCAACCUUAUUCAGACCAGUAAGUAGCACCUCUCUGUCCUCUGUGUUCCUGUGUCUGUGGAUGUUGUUGUCUGUGGUUUAUGUAACUCUGCAUCACAAACACGUCAUUCUUCCGCUCACUGUUUCACAUUCACAAUUAUCACUUAGUAACAGAUCACAGCUUAACUCUGAAUUUCAAAGAUAUUUAAAGUCACUGUUUUUUAUGGUUAAUCGUGUUUAUAGAUGCUUUGUAGGACUUAAAUACAUGGGCAAUGACUUCCUUGGUUCACUCUUGGUUCACAUAUUAACGUUUCUAUAAGAUUGUCAAUAAAACAAAAAAAAAACUGUUCAGUAAAAUAUGAUUUUUUUAUGGUUAUCAACAUAAAAAGAAAAUCCCAAGGACUUCCUCAUUAACACCCAUAAUAGUGUUUCCUUUAACCCACUGAAUGUAUUCACAUGGGGGUAAUUAAAAAAGAAAAAAUCAUGUCCACCUUUGUUUCAUGUUGGAGAUCAUAUUAAUCCUGCAGAUCUGACAUAUUAUCAUGUUAAUGCUCAAGGUGAAAUCCUUCGAGCAGCUAUCAUGAGACAACACUAAUUAGUAGCACUUACUGCUUCCUUGUUAAUAUUUUAAGUGGCUUGAAAGGGAAUGAAUUCUGCCAUUGUUUUCAGACAGUAACAUGUGUUAUAACAUGGUAGGCAUUUAUACCAAUCUUAAUGUAAUAAUAAAGUAAAUCUAAAGCUUCUAUGAGGACUUUUUGAUAUUUGUGUUUGAAAUGGACUCAAAUAUUGAGGUCUUUUCAUGAUAUCCAAAAGCAAACAAGGCCAUCCGCAGCAAGACAGGCGGUUUAUAUACCAUCAUUUUUAAUGCCCGUAACUGAUGGGAGGUUGUAAUACUAACUGAGCAGUUUAAUGAAACAGCCCUGUAUUUAUAAUUUCAGUGUAAAUUAUUCCCAUGAAACAUUUGACUGUCAAAAAAGUUAGCAAUAUUAGUUUUUGGUCAAAAGACAUCGCUUACACAUGUAAAGGACAAUAUACAUAGAAACUGUUUUGUCAACAGGAGGUGCUGCCAAAAUCAACCCAAGUAAAACUUCAUGUGACCUUUAAUUGAUAACUCUUGGAUAAGAGCUGAUACUGGUUUUAAAACAAACCGGUAUAAUGACUGUUGAGACACUUGGCGUUUGCUAGAAAGUGGAUGCUUUUGUGACAGAUAUCUACCUGCUUAUGUAUAUCAGAUAACUGUUAAAGUAGCGUUAGAUAAGAGCUUGAAUGAGUCUUUGAGUGAAUCAGUGAAAGUAGCCUUGCUAUAAGCCAUCAUACAGGAAUGGCAAGCUGGAAAUUCUUAUGUUAAAAUUUCCAGUAAAGAACUUUUGGUUUGAGUCAAUUUUGGCGCCCCUCUGUGGAAAAAGCAGUCUUCGCUGAUUUCAUUCUCUGCAUGCAUGAAUAGUUUCUUUUUUCUCCUUUUGGACUGCUACUUUUUUGAUGAUCAAAUAAAUAGUUUAUAGUGAAUAUUUUCAGUGCAAAUUGUCAAAGUAGGACCUUGUUCUUCAGCAGCUAGACUAACACCUACCCCCUCAUAAGUGACAUAGGUAUUAGAAAUUAGGAUAUAGUAGUCUUCAACUUGUCACUCACUGAUAGUAUUCUUAGCUUUUGGAUAUCAUAAACAGGGCCACACUAUGAAUUUAAGUCUAUUUCAUAAACAUUUAACAAACCUUUAUAGGAGAUUUAAAAACUGGUUGAAUGCUAAAUUAGCGUUUCUGUAGCGGAGGCACAUGGGAUUUCUAAUAUCUUGUUUGACUCUACAGAUUUAUCAGGAUUGGUUGUCCUCUGAAUUGUUAAUAAGACCUGUUGCAUGGAGCUAAGCGUCAAAAACACUUUACAGUAUUUCAGCUUUUUGUCCAGAGUGUGACGUCAAUGUAGAAUGGCCACCAUGCAACGAUACUGUAUUAAAAGUUUAAUAUGUUUACUGUGAGGUAUCAUUUAUGCAAUUGACAACUGGUCUGAAAUAUAUCAUAUGUUAAUAUGUUGUCUUUCUAUUUCAGGUAAUGCCAUGGGAGUGCAGCUGCUGGAGGACGGCUCAAUGAGUCCACUGUAACAACAAACAAACAAACAUGCAUCAUCUUUGGGACUGAUAGCUGAUAACAAAAGCCACAAUGGCUUUUUGUAAUGAAAGCCUGCCGGAGGAGUGUGUCCUCAUGGAGCCGGGCAGAAUGGAGGAGGAGGUGGAGAACCUCCCAUCAGAAGCUGCUACACCUGUCAUAUCAGUCUCUCUGCGCGUGACUCUGGCCACCAUAAUGAUCUUCAUGAUUACCAUUGGUUUCCUCGGCAAUGCGAUCGUGUGCCUCAUUGUUUACCAGAAACCUGCCAUGCGCUCUGCCAUCAACCUGCUCCUUGCCACGCUGGCAUUUUCAGACAUCAUGCUCUCUCUGCUCUGCAUGCCGUUCACUGCGGUCACAGUGGCGAUUGCUGACUGGAGGUUUGGCAGCGGGUUUUGCAGAGCGUCUAUCAUGCUGUACUGGCUGUUUGUGCUGGAGGGAGUGUCCAUACUGCUUAUAAUCAGCGUGGACCGUUUCCUCAUUAUCGUGCAGCGGCAGGACAAGUUGACCCCUCACAGAGCCAAACUGUUGAUUGCAGGUUCAUGGGUGCUGAGUCUAUGUGUGUCUCUACCAUCCGUAGUGGGAUGGAGGACAGGUGCAGCAGGUAUCGGAGGUUCCUGGGCGCCCCAGUGCGUGCUUGGUUACAGUGACUCUCUUGCAGAUCGAGGAUACACAGUGCUGUUAGCAGUUGCAGUGUUUUUUGUACCGUUUGCUAUCAUGUUGUACUCAUACAUGUGCAUCUUGAACACUGUGCGCCGUAACACUCUGCGCAUCCACAACCACACCAAUGAGCACUCCUGCCUGCCUGCCCUCAACCAGGUCAGCAAAAUGAGACUAACCGGACUGCAGAGGCCGCCUCAGAUCAAGGUGGACAUGAGCUUCAAGACCAGAGCCUUUACCACCAUCCUCAUCCUCUUUGUGGGUUUCUCUGUGUGCUGGCUGCCUCACACUGUGGUCAGCUUGUUGGCUGUGUUCAGCCGGCGGUUCUACUACAGCUCCGUCUUCUACCCCAUCAGUAUUGGCGCUCUGUGGCUCAGCUACCUGAAGACGGUGUUCAACCCAGUGAUCUACUGCUGGAGGAUCAGGAAGUUCAGGGAGGCCUGUCAGGAGUUCAUCCCCAAGAGCUGCAGACUGUGUCCCAGAGUGCCGGGUCGGAGCCGCCGGAGGGUGAGACCGAGUAACAUCUACGUGUGCAGUGAGACGCAGUCAGCUGUGUGAAACAAUGACGAUGCAAACCAGCAGCUUUUGAUGCUGCUAACAAGUGUCUCAACUCUAACUCUACUGCAAAGUGAGCAAUCAGGGGCAACUCAAGUCUUCAAGUCCACCUUAAAAAAACAGAACAGGUGAUUGAAGGACGAACUUUGUGUAGAUUUUGGCGCCUCCUGUGGACAAAAAACGUCUAUCUUUUUGCUGAUAUUAAGCCACAGUUGUGUUUUUUUUUUUUUUUUAAUUAAAUAACUUUUAUCCUACUGGCUGUCUCUAACAGUUUAAUGUUUCAUGGGUUGUAAAUCUUUUCCUUGGAAAAUGUGAACAAAGGCAUUUUGAGCAGCAAAGUAUCAACCAAUGUGUCUGGUAUCUACCCAGCAGCAACAACACAUGCAACUGUAUGGCAAAUAUCAGGCUCUUUCCUCAUGGUCUGAUUUGCUUUUGCAGGUCAUAUACGGGCAUUUCAAUGAUUCACUUUGUUUCUAAAAUCUCCUUAUAGGAGCCUUAACUACGUUCUCUUACAACAAGAAUAAAUUAACUCUUGAGUUUGAGUAGACUCUUGUUGGUUUAACCUCAUGGUCUUUGUAUUAUUACCGUUGUUUCUCAGGCUUGACUCGCUGUCUUUGAGCAGUAUUAGUGUCUGUUAUGUCGUGAGUUUUACAAUUAAAACAGGGUAUUAAUGUUCAGGGAGACAGUGUACAAGUCUUCAGCUUCAAUCUUUCUAAAGAGAUUUUAAUGAAUGUUGUGCUGAAACGCGACCUUACGGAGGUAUUGUGUCAAACCAUCAAAGAUGUCUGUCAGUUAUGGGCUGUGAAUGUAUAAUUGUAUCAUGAAUGACUAAACCAGAUGAAUAAAUACAGUUUAUAAACGAG